AUGUAUGAUAGUUAUAGCAACAAAUUAGAAACAGAUCAUGAAUCAAGCAUGUUCAGAGAAGUUUAUUAUAAUGUAGUUCUAUUCAUUUAUUUCAAGGGAGGUAACGUUUUUUUUUACAAGACUGACACUUUGUUCAACAACACAAAUUUAGUCGACUACUAUAAUUACAACAAAGAUAAUAAUAAUAAUCACAACAAUACAAUAGAUCACAAAACAGCAGAUCAUAUCCAAAAAUAA
Heterostelium album PN500 is the source of this 237-nucleotide messenger RNA. RefSeq lists its product as uncharacterized. The coding region runs from base 1 to 237 and encodes 78 amino acids. The record is from RefSeq and is a predicted model, not a curated record. The transcript is spliced from 2 exons. Lineage: Eukaryota; Evosea; Eumycetozoa; Acytosteliales; Acytosteliaceae.